Molecule: messenger RNA, 622 nt
Organism: Melampsora larici-populina 98AG31
Lineage: Eukaryota; Fungi; Basidiomycota; Pucciniomycetes; Pucciniales; Melampsoraceae
Exons: 2
Coding region: 230-613 (127 amino acids)
Source: RefSeq, a predicted model, not a curated record
UCCGCAGAUGAGGUGAAAGGAAAGCUCGCAAAGAUAUUGCGCACCGAUAUGUGUCAAGUUGGGAGUAUCAAGCCCGCUAAGGGGUUCCCUCGGGGUCCAGACCCUGCUGCUAUAUUGAUCAAGAAGGGUUACCCUGUUCGAAUGGUCCAGCUCGAAGGAUCCACCCUUCCUGCAGAUGUGUUGCAGCUAGGUUUCCGGGGUAUGAAUGGCAAGCGAUCGCUAUGGCUAGAUGAUAUACAGGCUGGCCUGUUUAAAUUUGAGAAGACUGGUGAUGCAACAAAUGACAAUCAGAACGGAAAUGAACAGCUUCAGGAUGAAGAUUCAGAUCAUGAGGAUGAAUCAGAGUGGAUGGGGCUUGGUGAUGAUCAUUUUGGGGACAAAGAGGCUUGAGAUGCUUAAGAUGUGGUAUUGGUUUUUUCUUUUUUCUUUUUUUGACUCUUCGCUGCUUUUCUCUUUUCACUUUUGUUUAUGUUUCUCAUUAUCGUUUGUUUUUGAGUACUAUCGCCGUCACUACCAUAGAUUUUGUUCACAACUGUUAUCAUGUUUAAGAACAAAUAACUCAAACAACUCCUCAGUAUCAAGCUUCAGACCUGUCAAAAUGAAAUUCAAGUGAAAAUUUUGC